Molecule: messenger RNA, 5000 nt
Organism: Microtus oregoni (creeping vole)
Lineage: Eukaryota; Metazoa; Chordata; Mammalia; Rodentia; Cricetidae
Gene: Sfswap
Product: splicing factor SWAP
Exons: 18
Coding region: 2225-4687 (820 amino acids)
Biological process (GO): RNA processing; mRNA 5'-splice site recognition
Molecular function (GO): RNA binding
Source: RefSeq, a predicted model, not a curated record
UGCCGGCACUGGGGGCAACCGGGUGGAGCUUCUGGUUUUCGGCUAUGCCUGCAAGUUGUUCCGCGACGACGAGCGGGCUUUGGCCCAGGAACAGGGACAGCACCUCAUCCCCUGGAUGGGGGACCACAAGAUCCUCAUCGACAGGUCGGUUCCUCCCCCCACCCGUCGACCCUCCCCUCCCUCGCCCGCUUGAUUUCGCCUGAUGUUGACUUGAUGGCCAGGACCGAAAAGGGGGUUUUGCGGAGCCCGGGGACCCGGGGGGCUCCCUGCCCCACGUUCCCCGGCAUCCGGGGGGAGGGGACGGUGAAACCGGCCCUAAGGCUCCGGGCAGAGCUGGCGCCGCGCCGUCGCCGGAGGGAUCGACUCCUGCUCCCGCAACCCCUCGAGCCCGGGCUGCCGCUAGCGACUCAGCGCGGUGGAAGCUGCCCGGGCCUCCCGCCCGCGCCGUGGGGCGGGUGCCGCUGUCCCUCCGCUCGCUGUGCGGGAGGGAGCCCGGGAGUGCGCUUUUGUUCCUCCGAAGCGCCGCACGCCAAGGCCGUGGGUAGAAGCUUCUUUUGGACCCCGUGAGUUAGCCUGAACCGUCUCUGGCCGGCUUGACUUUUGGCGUCCGGCGAGCCCCUCCCCGCGGUUACUCGACCAUUUGACCCACCGCGGUAGUUGGUGAAGUUGCCGUCUGUUGGAGGCCGGUCGACCCCGUGCGGACCUUGCUCUUAGGGGUAGCGUUCUUAGAGCUGGUUUCACUGUUUCCUAAAAUUGAAGGGUGGAGCUGGGUUACCUUUGUGUUGUUUCUUUUCAAAUCACACCCACUUAAGGGUGCCCUGAGUUGAGGGUAAAGGGGUGGGGCUGUGGAUCUCUAAACGGUGUUUGAUUUGAAAAGGAUGGCAUUACAUGAUGUGGGUGGUUUGCUCCCCACCUCUCUUCUCAUUUUUCUCAGUCCCCUUCUCCUUCCCCACCAUCCUGGGUUUGGGUAUUUGACCUUCCAUUGGGUAAUAUGGCUUCUGAGGCCAGGACUCAAAGGCUAAGUGACCAACCAUUAAGCUGUGGAGUGGUUUUCCCCGAGUGAAGGAAACCCAUCGUUUGAGACAAAUAAAACUGGAUUCUGCGAGGACAUGGAACAUGCAUGACUGUUCAUGUAGGGAUGACCUCUGAGCUGGCCAGAACGGACACAUUAAUGACCAGUAGGCCUUUCCAGUCCCUUCCAACUGUGUUUGGGGACAGAUCUAGGAAAAAAGGACUCACGAAGGGAGUGUUGCAGAUCUGAUGGUCCACUCUGCUGGAAUGUGCUAUGCCUUGAACCUCGCUUGGUGGCAAGAGCUGUUGCUUCCCAGGCACUCACCGUGAUGUGUGCUGUUACAGUGGGGCAGAUGCUGAAGCCGCCACUCCAUAUGCAGUUUCUUUCCAUUACCAUUCUGUGCAUGAGUUAAGUUAGAUCUCCCAGAACCGGUGGGGAGCAAACACCACACAUAGAUAUGUGUAAUAUUUGAAAGUAAUACAUUUGUAAGUUAAGGAGGUUUACAUCAAAGUAAAGCAAAAUUUGAAAGUUAAUAAAAAUGCAACCAUUGGGGUUCCCAGGAAUUUUUGGCCUUUUUCCUGUGGCGCACAUUUUCCUUCCUUAAUUUGGUCUCCAUUACAAAAGUCGACGUUAAUAAAUCAUGCAAACUUUUGUUUGUUGUCCCACAUUCACUUUUGCAACCUAAAUUUGAGUCUCAAACGUCACUAACCCAUUAUUGUCUGGCAGUUGUACAUUGACAGCAUCUGUAUUGGAUCUUAUGUUCAAACAUAGCAGAAAGUGCUCUUUUUAUUCCUAAUUUGGUCUUCUUUGAUGUGUCUUCAUUGUGGGAUUUAAAGUUUAAGAUGCUGCGCCUUCUGGUGGUUUUGCAGUGUUUGCCGUGAACCUCCUUAAACUGCAUGUAUAUGUCACUGUUCCUUUGUAUGUGUGUCUCUCUACCACAUAACCCAGCACUUCUUUCCUCAGCCAAGUGGCUAGGGGCGAGCCUAGCCAAGAUUUUACCUCCAAUGGACGCAAGUUUCUUUGGUGAAGAUCUCUCCUGAGAGUUCGGGACUAGCAGGAAGAAGCGAGGAAAUUUCGCCCGUUUGGUUCUGUCGGAUAGAUACGACGGGCGUGGUCACCUGCAUGACCUCUCUGCGUACGAUGCUGAGUACGCCACGUGGAACCGAGACUACCAGCUGUCUGAAGAGGAGGCGCGGGUAGAGGCGCUGUGUGAUGAGGAGAGAGGAAGAAUACAAAAGAUUGAGCGAAGCUCUGGCAGAGGAUGGGAACUACAGUGCCGUAGGGUUCACUUACGGCAGUGACUAUUACGACCCAUCAGAGCCCACGGAAGAGGAGGAGCCUUCGAGACAGAGAGAAAAAAAUGAGACUGAAAACUUGGACGAAAAUGAAGAGCCUUUCAUUGCCCCAUUAGGAUUAAGUGUCCCGUCUGACGUGGAGCUGCCACCAACAGCCAAAAUGCAUGCCAUCAUCGAGCGCACAGCCAACUUCGUGUGCAAACAGGGAGCACAGUUUGAGAUAAUGCUGAAGGCCAAGCAAGCACGAAACUCGCAGUUCGAUUUCCUGCGAUUUGAUCACUACCUCAACCCCUACUACAAAUUCAUCCAGAAAGCCAUGAAGGAAGGACGGUACACGGUGCUGGCAGAAAACAAGAAUGAGGAGAAGAAAAAGUUGGGGACGACCUCUGACAAUGAAGAUGAAGAUGAGGAGGAGGAUGGGAGUUACCUACACCCGUCUCUCUUUGCUUCCAAGAAGAGCAGCCGCCUGGAAGAGCUGAUGAAGCCCUUGAAGGUGGUGGACCCAGAUCAUCCUCUAGCAGCCCUUGUCCGUAAAGCACAGGCUGACAGCUCUGCUCCAGCCGCACCCACUGCAGAUGGCACACCUGCGCAGCCCUCCCAGGUGGAGUACACAGCAGACUCAACUGUGGCAGCCAUGUACUACAGCUACUACAUGUUGCCAGAUGGCACCUACUGCCUGGCACCACCCCCACCUGGGAUCGAUGUGACUACUUACUACAGCACUCUUCCUGCUGGAGUGACCGUGUCCAACUCACCUGGUGUGACUACCACUGUACCACCACCUCCUGGGACCACACCUCCACCACCCCCAACCACAGCUGAAACAAGCAGUGGGGUUACCUCCACAACCACCACCACAAGUGCGCUUGCUCCCGUGGCCAUCAUACCCCCGCCCCCUGACAUCCAGCCUGUGAUCGACAAGCUGGCAGAGUACGUCGCUAGGAACGGCCUUAAGUUUGAGACCAGUGUUCGAGCCAAGAAUGAUCAAAGAUUUGAGUUCCUUCAGCCCUGGCACCAGUACAACGCCUACUAUGAGUUUAAGAAGCAAUUCUUCCUGCAAAAGGAAGGAGGCAGUAGCACACAGGUAGCAUCCACGGCUGAAGAGGCUUCCACAGAAACUGCUGCUGAAGAGUCGAGUGAAGCGGGGGAGGACGGCACUGCUGAGGGUAUGGCAGAGACUGGGGGAAGAGGCAGCGGGAAGAAGGAGGCUGGGUCCAGCAAGAGCACCGUGGACGGGAAGCUGGUAAAAGCAGCUUCAUUUGCUCCAAUAAGCUUUGCCAUCAAGGCCAAAGAAAAUGACCUACUUCCUCUGGAAAAAAACCGAGUCAAGUUGGAUGAUGAUAGUGAAGAAGAUGAAGAAAGCAGGGAAUGCCAGGAAAGCACAAACAGCGUGGCCAACCCCAGCCCAGCCGCAGCCCCACCCUGUGUGGUCGUGGAGGAGAAGAAGCCCCAGCUCACCCAGGAGGAGCUAGAAGCAAAGCAAGCAAAACAAAAGCUGGAGGACCGCCUUGCUGCUGCUGCACGGGAAAAGCUGGCCCAGGCAUCCAAGGAAUCAAAGGAGAAGCAGCUCCAGGCUGAACGUAAAAGGAAAGCAGCUUUGUUUUUACAAACCUUAAAAAAUCCUCUUCCAGAAACAGAAGUUGGAAAACUUGAGGAGAGUGCGUUCAGUGUAGAGGAAACCGGUGUCAUGCCCUGUCCUCUGCUGGUUGGAGGUAGAACUCUGCCCAUGUUAGAAGUGAAGCCUCCAGAAAGGCCUUCAAGCAGAUGUAGAGACCCACCAAGAGAAGAAGAAAGAGAAAAGAAGAAGAAGAAGCACAAAAAACGGUCUCGAACGAGGUCCCGCUCCCCCAAGUACCACUCGUCUUCCAAGCCCAGGUCUAGAUCCCACUCAAAAGCCAAGCACUCCCUGCCCAGUGCCUACCGGACAGUGCGGCGGUCGAGGUCACGCUCUCGGUCCCCAAGAAGGAGAGCACACUCUCCUGAGAGACGACGGGAAGACAGAAGUGUCCCUACUGCCUACCGGAUGAGUGGUAGCCCUGGAGCCAGCAGGAAACGAACCCGUUCCAGAAGUCCCCACGAGAAGAAGAAGAAGCGGAGAUCACGGUCGCGCACCAAGGCCAAAGCCCGCUCCCAGUCAACGUCCCCGAGCAAACAGGCAGCACAGCGUCCCUCUGCGCACUCAGCCCAUUCGGCCAGCAUCUCUCCUGUGGAGAGCCGAGGUUCUUCCCAGGAACGCUCCAGGGGGGUUUCUCAGGAAAAAGAUGGCCAGAUCUCCUCAGCAAUCGUUUCCUCUGUGCAGAGCAAAAUAACUCAGGAUCUCAUGGCCAAAGUAAGAGCAAUGCUCGCAGCUUCAAAAAACCUGCAGACCAGUGCAUCCUGAGACGGCAGCCACGGAGCCGGCCCCAAGCAGAGCAUCGUGUGCAGCUGUGGCCACAGGUGCUGGGCUUCAGCUCAGAGCACCCACAGCCCAGCCAGAAGCUGAGCUGCAAGCUCUGUGCCGACCUACACACGGCCCUCCAGGUUCUCCAGCCCGACUCCCUGGGUCAGUCGGUGGCUUUUGUAAAUUUUUGGUGAUAUUUUCAGUUUCAAAUUUUUGACCAGCAGUCUCUUACCUGUAUAUUUGUAAAUAUAUCAUGUUUCUGUGAAAAUGUAUUAUCAAAUAAAGCGGGAGGAAACACCUUUUCUAGCUAGCA